AAAGUAGUGAUAAUAAUAGAGAAGAUAUAAUUCAUUUAGAUCAAAUUUUAAAUCUUGAUAUACCAGAGAUCUUGAAAGAUCUUGAUGAACUUAUUGAAGAUUUAAAUAUAGAUUUAGAAGAAGAAACUAAUGAUGAUAAUGAUGUUAAAAAUGAUACUAUAGAAGCAAAUAGUGCAGGAAAAGAUUGGGACUCUAAUUUAGUAGUUGAAGCUUAUUUAUAG
Funneliformis mosseae is the source of this 221-nucleotide messenger RNA. The record is from the annotation of a GenBank genome assembly. Lineage: Eukaryota; Fungi; Glomeromycota; Glomeromycetes; Glomerales; Glomeraceae.